AUGGUUGCGUUUCUGCAACAAGCACCACCGAGCGAAUCGGUGGUAGACCUCUUUGACAGGUACGGUGUAGUCCGGGACGACCUCCCAGUCUUCCUGUCUCAAAUCACGCGCCAGAUCUCUGAGAGCGUAGACCCUGUCCCUGUCAUCCGUCGCUUCCCGUUGGCACCCUUCAACCACGAGGUCAAGGAGAUUCUCAGAACGCCCGCCGUGCCUGGUGGUUCCCAUAAACAUUGUUCUUUCGAGCGCUACCAACCCGUUCCAGCCUUCACUAGUCAAAAGUGGUCCAAUGAUUCACUUCGGGAUUUAGAUGGUCUUGCCGCUGCAGACUAUCUGUCGGACGUCGUGGUUAUGACCCCAGGUGUACGACAGCGCCUCAAAGUGAGCCAGGCCAUCCAGAGGAACGUUCUCUAUCAGAUGUCCCCACAGAUUUACGAGCAGCUGUCUUCCUCAAUAUACUUUUCUACCAGCUUUGUAUUAAUCCUCAUAAUUGUCGGCUUCUUUGGAAUCUCUCUAUGCUUCCUUGGUAUCUUUGAUAUUGUCAUCCUGAUGAUCCAUGGACCGAGAGAUUUGGUCUUCGCGACGAUAUCAAGGGGUGAAGAAGCUCAAGUAUCACUGUCUGCUCAAAUCUUCAACGGCCGAGCGCCCGCACAGGAACGAUACGGCGGUGGAUUCGGUAAAUCGAAGUGGAACAAGAUCGAAAGCUCUUCGUCAUCACUGGUCGUAAAUGGUUGGGGAGGACUGUUGGUUGUCCACCAUACCGCCCAUGGGUUCCCAGAUGACACAGUAUUCAUCAGGUUACUAGCUGCAAGUGCUCAAUACCCAAAAUCGGAAGCCAUUGUUCAUGAAAAGAAUGGCCUCGAGAAGACGUACCCAGAACUGCUUAGCGACAUUGUACAUACACGCGACCUUCUCCGCGAACAGUUAUCAGGAUUUGAUCAACAAGGCCUCCUGCGUGACCACCGUGUGUACAUUGCAGUAGUUUCAUGUAGCGUCUACGAGUUUAUAAUUGCUUUCUUCGCAGUCCGCGCCAUCGGUGGCAUUAGCGUUAUCUUGCCAUCUGGCAUCCGUCCAGCUGAGGCCAACCUUAUGCUGAAAGUCAGACCAGCUUGUAUCCUUGCUGGCAACGGGUCUUUGGAUACAGCCGCAGCCAUAUGCAGCAUCAUAAAGAACGAGAAUGAGUCACAUCAUAUCUUCCCGGUUCUAAUAUCGUCCCGCGCAAAGCCUCUGGGUGAAGCUAUUCAACUCAAAAUAAACUAUGCAUUGAGAAUCGACUCAAAGCGCCCAGGCGCGGUGUUGUUUACUUCAGGCACCUCUGGUCCCCCCAAGGGCGUGGUUCUCCCAAGAGCAUCUUUCCAUUUCGGCCGCAAUCUCGCUGAACCUGGCAGUGCUACUCUCGGCUACAAAGGAGUCCAUUGGUGGACUGGCUGUAGGAAAGCACUGGAACCCGUGUUGUCUGGAAAGAAGCUCUAUCAUAUUGGAGAAACGGCCAGUGCACGGGAAAUUCUAGAGGCGCUUGGAACCUACCACAUCACCACGGUAGGGUUUAUACCAGCGGUUCUGCAUGACAUGAAAGAAUACAUAUUGGCGAAUCCCCCUGUGGAAUCAUGGUCCAGCUGUUUCAAGGGGCUAUCCGCGAUGUAUUGUGGUGGUGCAACUCUUGAGCAGUCCAAGUUCCAGUUCUGGACCGAGCUCACAGGGUUGCCAUUCUAUAUCGUCUAUGGGGCGAAUGAGCUAGGAGGUCGUGCCAUUGGUGGCAUGUCGGACAAAGAGUUGAAAGCUCACGCAAGUCAUCGCAAGGGUUCAAUAGGGCGUGCCGUCUCCGACACUGUGAUAAAACUGUCAGAAGGGGAUCAUGGUGAAAUUCUCGCCAAAAGCCCGAGAAUGCUACUAGGUUACUUUGGCGAUGAUGAGCUUACUGAAGCUGCCUUUGAUGACGAAGGAUACUACAAAACGGGGGACCUCGCCGAGCUUAAGGAUGGCCAAUACUGGUUUCGCGGUCGAGCUUCUAGUGAUUAUAUCCGCUUUCGACAACUUCGAAUCUCGAUCCUGGCGGUAGAGAGCAGUCUACUGAAACUGCCGUACAUCUCGGAGGCCUGCGUUCUUGCAAUUCCCCAUAGAGAAGCACGGCAGUUGUGUGGUGCCGCUGUAAGGUUCCAGAAAGGGAGCUUCGCUGAGCCUGGUGCUCCAACAGUACUUGCUCGGAUCAGAGCUGAUCUGGCCGUCAGCUUAGCUCCGUUCAUGCUGCCUACCGUCUUGGCUGUGUUAGGGGAGGGACAGCAGCUUCCGAGGACACAUUCAGGCAAGGUUAUGAAAAGAGACGUUUUGAGAGACUGCUUUGGGGUAGCGGAGUGGUUUUCGGCCGAGACUAUGGCGUCGGGGGUAGAGUUUUGGGGGAGUGACCUACCACACGUUGAUGAGGCCGGAGCUAAACUGUGGGAUCGCGGAGGGAUGCAAGCUUCUAGUUGA
Molecule: messenger RNA, 2466 nt
Organism: Fusarium subglutinans
Lineage: Eukaryota; Fungi; Ascomycota; Sordariomycetes; Hypocreales; Nectriaceae
Product: acetyl synthetase
Exons: 9
Coding region: 1-2466 (821 amino acids)
Biological process (GO): fatty acid metabolic process
Molecular function (GO): medium-chain fatty acid-CoA ligase activity
Source: RefSeq, a predicted model, not a curated record